AUGGCUCCUGAGCCCAAGGCAGCAGGACUGUGCUCAGGACCUGGGGCAGGAGGGACUUACAUCAACAGUGGGGGGAGUGGAAUUAGGAAGAGUACUGCAACUAUUGGGAUCGAUUUCUUGUCUAAGACCAUGUACCUGGAGGAUCGUUCAGUUAGGCUGCAGCUAUGGGACACCGCUGGCCAGGAGCGCUUCCGAAGUCUAAUUCCCAGCUACAUCCGGGAUUCCACUGGUGCUGUGAUUGUUUAUGAUGUUACAAACCUCAGCACCUUCUACCAGACAAGCAGGUGGAUAGAUGAUGUUCGGGCAGAACGAGGUGAAGACAUCAUCGUCAUGUUGGUAGGGAACAAGAAUGACCUGGGCCACAAGAGGCAAGUUACAUCAGAGGAGGGAAUACAAAGAGCCAGGGAAAUGAAUGUCAUGUUUAUUGAGACUAGUGCCAAAACUGGACACAAUGUCAAACAGCUCUUCCGACAAGUGGCUGCUGUUCUUCCUUUCAUGAAUAGUGUCUCAGACCAAAGCCAAGGCGAAAUGGUGGAAAUCAUCCUGGAGAAGCCCAAUGAGCCAGUUGCUGAAGACGGCGGCGGCAGCUGCUGCUGCUGA
Messenger RNA from Trichosurus vulpecula (common brushtail), 600 nucleotides. RefSeq names its product ras-related protein Rab-6B-like. Gene Ontology annotation, molecular function: GTPase activity; GTP binding. The record is from RefSeq and is a predicted model, not a curated record. The transcript has 7 exons. Lineage: Eukaryota; Metazoa; Chordata; Mammalia; Diprotodontia; Phalangeridae. The coding region runs from base 1 to 600 and encodes 199 amino acids.